CCCAGUGCUGACGUAAUCGCUCCAGCCCGUUUUCCCCCUUCAUGGUAAGAUGGCGGAGGCUGCGGCGGUUCCUCCGCAUCGCUUCUUCUGUCACUGUUGUAAAGGCGAAGUGAGCCCCAAACUCCCGGAGUAUAUCUGCCCAAGAUGUGACUCAGGGUUCAUCGAGGAGGUGACGGAGGACUCCAGUCUUCUGGACAGUAGUUCCAAUGGCCUUGAUGACACAGCUUCACAGUUUGCAGAGCUUUGGCAGCUUUUGUUUGUGGAGCGGCCGUUCACAGUGGACCUGGACAGCCCUGAUUCAGAGCCGCGGGUGCCCGGAGGCGGUGGGGGUUUGGGUCUGGGCGGGGGGCCGUUUGGCGGGUCUGUCCCUGGUGGACUCGGCGGGGGCCUCGGGGGUCCGUUAGGAGGAGGAGGAGAGCACUGGGGGCCCGGCCGUCCCCCACGCUUACACACUCAGAGGAGAUACAGGUCCAGAGGAAGCAGCCGACCGGAUCGAUCUCCAGCUGUAGAGGGAAUAGUACAACAGUUUCUCGCUGGACUUUUUGCCAAUUCAGGAGUUCCAGGUUCACCUCCACUGUCAUGGACGGGGAUGCUGCACUCGAACCCUGGUGACUACGCCUGGGGACAGGGGGGUUUGGAUGCCGUCAUUACACAGUUACUGGGUCAGUUUGAGAACACAGGUCCUCCUCCUGCAGACAAAGAGAAGAUCUCCUCCCUCCCUACAGUCAUCGUCUCUCAGGAACAGGCUGACAGCAGUAUGGAGUGUCCGGUGUGUAAAGAGGACUACACGGUCGGAGAGCCGGUCAGGCAGCUGCCCUGUAACCACUUCUUCCACAGCGACUGCAUCGUACCCUGGCUAGAACUGCACGACACGUGUCCCGUGUGCAGGAAGAGUUUGAAUGGAGAGGACAGCAGCAGCAACCAGCCUCCGUCAGAGCCAUCCCUAAACACUGACCCCCGCACACAGGAGAGAUGGUCCUUCUGAGACCCCUACGCUUCGUCUCAUCUCUGCGCUCUCUCUCUCACACACUCUCUGUCUGACUCGCCCGUGAGAGUUUGCCGCUGUUAGGCGAUGUCCAGACGACGCCUUUUUAAACGCGAGGCCUCGUGCUUUUCUUCCAGUGGCGUCCUCAAUGUUGAGCGGUCAGCAGUAGGUGACGUUCGGUGCUCUUGGUGAGCACUCAGCACAGAAGGUGACCGUUUUUCUGCACAAACGUGCAGUUUAAACCCAGGAUAAAGAAGAUUUCAGUCGCAGCGCUUCAGACACAGAGAAGAAGCGCACACAGGUUUGAAAAGGCGUCGUCUGAACACUCGCAACGGCUUUCCGUCUUAAUGCUGUCCUCUCUCUCUCCCUCUCUCUCUCUCCUCUUUCAAGUCUCUUUCUUCCUCUGUUAUCUCGCAAUUUUUUUGCCUUUCUCCCUCUAUUCUUAAUUUUCUUUCUCUCCGUUCUCCUUCGCUCCACUUUUUUGUUACUUUUUCACCUUUUUUGUUCUUUUUCACUUUUAUACUCUCUCUCAACUUUUGUUUUUCUCCCCAUUCUUUCUUUGUCUUCUCUUUCUUUCUCUUUCCAUUCUUUCUCUCUUUUUCUCUCUGUUUUUCCCUCUACCUCUCUCUCUCCUCUCACUCUCUCUUACCACACUCGUACGGUUUACUACGGCUUGUUUACUGUUUUACUGUUCAUCUCUCUCGCGCUCUGUCCAUCGUGGCCUGUCCUUUCUCUGUGUCUACAUUUACACUCUGACAAAUUUUGUUCCAUUUUUUUUUUUUUGGUUUUGCAUUUGGUUUCACCUCCUGCCUUCUCACUUUACUGGUACUGGAGACCCCCCCACCUCGACCCCCCCACCCACACAAACCGCCACCACAAGCCGAGUUGCAGAAUGUACAGUGCACCACUUCCUGUAAAGCCGAAGUCUACAGGCUCCAUAGAUCCAGACCGUGUUCAAUGUGAAACCCGAUCGCCGUGCGGUUACAGUGUCUUCAGUUUAAAAACGUGCUUUAUUCCUCACGCCGCUCUCUAACGUUCUGUUGCUCUUUGUUUGCUCACUCUUUCCAUCUUCAUAGGAAGAGUCCAUCGUUUGAUUCUGAUCUCUAUCUGCAGAGUGUGAUCGAUGACCACGGACAAGAACUUCAACACGUCUCCCUGAUCUUAGAACGGAAAACCAGUCGACUUGAAACAGAAGCAGCUGCUAAGUUCUGUCAGUUGAAGUUACUUUGUAAAGCAUGUAGAUUCUCCACAGGCUGUAAAUUAAGCUGUAAAUAUGUGUUCCAGAGGGAAGACUUUGGUAAUUCACAGGAUCUGCUUUGAUGAUCAUGGAUACAAGAAAAUCUUAGGGAAGGUGAAAGUGACCGGAACUACUUUUGUGUUUCUCCAAUGAUGCGAAGUUGAACAAAACUUGACAAGAACAGUUUUAGUACGAUAUUCUCUCUGUUUAUCAUCCUAACUGCUACAGUGGAUCAGCUGGAGUUUCACAUUUAUGUUAUAUAGACUCUUAUUUUAAACAUUUUCCCACAAUUCAGCUGCCGGUUGAGCUCUAUUAUAAGCGAUUUUUGACUUAAUGGAUUUUCUAUUCCAGAAGUUCAGUGAAACGUAUUGAAAUCCUUGUCUUUAGUAAGUGAUCAUGCUCUGUAGAUGGAGAUCAGGUUGAAAAACGCUGGUGUGCUCCUUUAAAGACCUGUUUGUGGGAUCACGCCGUCUUGUCUGGGUAAUUGUUUCUCCCUUCUGCACCUCUUUCUGGUGUAUAUAUCACAGACCCAUCUACACCCAGUUCUCCACUUUUCACUCUCAUUUGUAUCACUUUUUUUGUAAAUAAUUUUAGUUCCAAAACUCAUUCAAAGAAAAGCAAAAGCAUACGGAAAUGACAAAAUGACGAAUCCCUAAAUAUUAAAAUAUAUAUUAUAUAUAUGAUGUGUACGAUGACGAUGAUGUAUUAAUAAUAAAACUGAAUAAAAAUCAAUUCCAUGUUGAUCUUGCUAAUACAGGCUUACAUGAGUUGGUUACACAUUUGCACAGGAGCCAUGGAGACUUUUCGAUUUCAUAAUUUUUAUUUUCAGAACUUUAUUAUGCACAGCAUAGUUAAUCCAGUGAUAAAUGCUCACUUUUGUCCCAAAUUAGUGCAUUUUUACAGACGAGAUUGAUGUUUAACACAUUCAUUUAUUUAUUUUUUUAUUGGCAUGAAACAUUUUGGCACACAGUCACAAUGCUUAUCUAGUGCUUAUCAGAGGGGGAAAAAAAGGGCAUUAACACAGGGAGAUUCACUCGAAAGAGGCCCGAAUAUUCUGCUGUAACUCUUGUUGGGAUGAAGCAAUCUGAACCAAAAAAUCCGCUACAUAACUUGACAUGUGUGAUUGAUUGCAUUACAUGUGAUGCUGGAAGUGAUCCCUGUUUUCUGCCAGACACAUGAAGGGGUACGGGGGUCUGCACCUGGAAGUUGCAAACGGAGGUUAAACGUCACGACGGCUGUCUGUUUGGUUCAGAUUGAUUCAUCCUAGAAAGAGUUAUUACAGAAUAUUCGGGGCCUCUUUCGAAUGAAUCUCCCUGUACAUUUUAAGUUCAUCUAAUCAGAUUCUUGAAAUGAAACUCGCAUUUCGCUGCUGUUGGGACAAAACCUCGUAUUUUCAUUUUUUGACUAUUUGAAAAAGGCAGCUGCCCUUUAGCUGUGUCCCAAUUCAGGGGCUACAUUUGAAGGCCGAUUGCGUCACAGUGGCGUGACUAGAUGUCCCAUUUUGAAGGCUCCUUCAUAUGCGGCCGAGAAAUGUGUCCUUUUUCUUGGUAACGAAGGAUCCAACAGGUGCAUCCUUCGCCAGCCAACAGAUCCCGAGGUUCACUGCGUACCGGCGAGGAUUCGAGAACAUGGUGGCAUCAGCAGAGGAGCGAACGGCGGCUGAGGGGACACUUUAAAUGGAAGUAUUGGGUUUAAACUGAGUCGAACAGCCAGCAAUACAGAUGUUAAAGAAAAAGCCAAUCCCAUCAGGCGCCGGCGGUGAAGCAUCUCCAGCUUUGAUAAAUGGAAAAAAAUAAAGAUGAAAAUCAAAAGUUUCUGGCUCCGUCUUCAAAGAACUUUAAAAGAACUGUGACGCAAACAGGAAAUCCGCCAGAGGGCAGACCGUCUCAUUUCGGUUCAGCCUUUGCGGGUCUGUGCAGCCUGUGAAGGACACGCCUUCGUAGACCGCGUCCUUCGAAGGAUGCAGCCCCUGAAUUGGAACACACUGUUUAUGCUGUGUCAAAAUUUCAUGAAGGAACCAACAGAAAUGGUCCAGAAUUCCUUGGGAAAAAAAUAUUUCUCCAUUAAUUUCCAUUAAAAGUUUUUCCUCAUCCUGUAAAGUUACGAGGUUUUGUUCCGACAGCAGCGAUAUGUAUAAAAACAGGUCAGAGUUUAACGCCAAGAACAGCAGCGAAGCUCAAAGCCAGGCUGAAAUGUUCUCCCUCCACUCGUCACAUACACGCUGCUCGAGAUCAUCAUAACAGCAGGUCAGUCGUCCUGCAGUUCUGAUGAGUCACUUUUCAUGGUUAUUGACAGAUUUGCACUUGGAAUCUCCUCAGUCAGUGUUAAUAACAAACUUCAAGUUUCUACAACGUGAUUGAGCAGCUAGACUGUUGGAGGCUGGAUGGGAGGUCACGUCAUCGCUGUCAUAUCAAAACCGACACCGCUUCAAACGUGGCAGCUGCUCUUCACGCUGUGGGAACGUCUCGUGAUGAACGGACCCGUAAACGGGUCAGCUAACAAAUCCUCAGUAAACACUUAAAUAUGACAUUUUUCUGCUAUGUUUAGUGCACAAUUACUAUUAAUUUGCUAAAAUUAAACAGAUGUGCUGUGAUUUUUGAACAGCUUUUUUAAAAAUGAUGCAGGUAAAGGACAAAAAGUCUUGAAAUUUAAAAGCGAACAAAUUCAACACAAUUUAACCACCACCAAAAUCUUAGAAUUGAGACACUGAAUAUCACUGAAUAUCACUCUCUGUAUUAUGUUGUUUUCAGUUUUAUUUCAGUGCUCAGAAAUGUACACUGUAAAAUUCAGAUUUCCAAAGAUCAAGCGUUCAUAUUCAGAUAAUUUUUUUCAGUGUUAACAAAUUCAGAUUUAAUAAUUCAGUACUCAGAAAUUCAGACCACUUUUCAGGCUGCUAAUUUCAGAAUUUUAAACUAAAUUUCUGAGCACUGGACAGAAUUACUUUCAAGACGGUUCAACAUUCAUCAAAUGGAGGAAGUGAUUUUCCAGAAUAUUACAUUACAGUUCUGUUAUUUCAGUGGGUUUAAAUGUUCAUUUGAAUUCAACAGCAAUUCAAACUCAAAUUUUGUAAACAAAUAUAAAGUGUUUGCAUACAUUCAAAAACAAAGCAACAAAAUAGUUUUUUUCCAUGAUGCUGUCCCUUUAAAGCUCCACACUAUAUACUUCAUUUUCAUUAGAAUCAACUGCAAAGUGUGUUAAAAAAAAACAUCUUCAAAUUCAAACUACUGACCGGUCCAGAGUGCGAGACGCUGUGGUGUAAAUGAAUCAGUACGUUGAUCUCAAGGCUGUGAUGGAAUGUUAGAUUAUGUUUGGAUACAAAAUUCUCAAGCCUACAUUCAAGCAUGUAUAUGUAAUAAAACUGUUUAUUACAUAUAUAAAUUCUGUUUAUUACAUAUAUAAACUCUGUCUAUUACAUGUUUAUGUCUGUCUGUAUUCCACUGUGUAAGCAGCUCCUCCAGUAAUGUUCGUGUAUUCAGUGUGCUUUUAAUAGUGAUUCUGAUGCACUAAAGUAACUCAGUCGUGGUGAAAUUUUUGGGACGCAUCAAUUCAUAAAGAUCUGUAAUGGAAUCAAAUCGCUGUGAGGUCAGAAGUUUGUGUGCUCGUGUGCGGAAAGACCAAAUAAGCAGCUCAAACUCACGAGUAACCGUACCUCGGUUGCAUUUGGGGCACCUGGCUCGUUAGUAGAGUUCUGGUACCCGAGCCGAAGCACCGAAAGACUAUCGAGUUUUAUAUAUAUAUAUAUAUGUUAUAGUGACUGAAAAAUAUGUCUCCCCAUUUUUAAUGCUUUUUAUUUUUCUGCGUCAUUUGAAGACAUCAGUUCUCCUUUACAUUAUUUGAAAACUUAAUGAUGAUUGGACCGAUAGAAAUGCCCCAAAAUCAAUUACAGUAAGAUCUCUUUACAUUAAUUUACAUUAAAAGUUAAGGGGGUUUUUGCCCUCUCCUGUAAAAAUACAGAUAACUGUUUUUCAUUGGACAGCAACGCUACAUAAAAGGGUCGUAGAUUAUGCUCUGUUUUUUGUCACAUGAGCUUUUUGAAAAUUUGCCAAAAAUACCUAAUUGUGCUUUUUUCUCUCUAUAUUGUAACUGUUUUUUAAAGUGCAAUUAUUGUCUAUAAAUUGAGGUUCAGGCCUGUUUUUGGUCAGGAAGACCAGCAUACUGGAACUGGACAUAGUGGUGGGCGAUGUGGCAAAAAUUUCUAUCAUGAUUCUUCGCGAUACACGAUAUGUAUUUAUUUUUUCUGACAUUUGACAAAAAAGAACCCGUAAUUAAACAUUAAAAAUACUCUCAAAAACUAUGAAUACAGUGAUAAUUAUUCAGUAUUUCACAAAAAGGACAAAUUAUGCUGUUUAACCAGACUAAACAUGUAUUUGGUCAGUGUUGUGCAAGAACUGCCAAUAUCUACGACAUUAUUGUGCAUCACGAUAAAUAUCGCGGUAUUGCCCAGCCCUACUUCGACGCAGAACGUAGUGCACCAGACUGCCAGUCAUGGGUGUUUGGGUCUGACUGGUCUGACUGUUAUUAGGUUAAAUUUACGCACUUUUUAAGACAACCUUGAUUAUACAGGUAAGCAGUAUGACUAUAAUUAUCGUUAUCAUGAUCAAAUGCAUUACAAUGUGUCGCAAUAUGCUUUUGUGAGUAUACUGUGGAUAUCGUCAAUCCUUACAACACUUCCCGACUGCACGUUUGACUACAAAAAAGCAUAACUAGUCCUGGAUUUAAUGCAGCUUAGUAUGUGAAAUGUUGAACCUGUCAAUAUUGUCGUCCUACUUUGUCUGGUCCAACUUAUGACAGAAAAAAAGAAAUAUGUAUCAUGAAAACUUCUUGAAGCAUCGCGAUAUUGCAUUUUCGCCAUAUCGGCCACCUCUAGGUAAAACCUCUAAUUCAAACUGAGGGGUACGAUUUGAAAAUUCCUUCUAAUUUUGAUGCAAAACCAUUCAUCAUGCAGCCCUACCCUGAACGAGAGCCUGGACAAGGUGUUGGGUGAGGAACUCUAGCAUAGUGGAGCUAACAGCUGCUCAGAGGAGGGUGGAACGUGUUCUCUGCCAAAAUAUGCUGAUAAUGUCUCUCGUGUCCAAAAUGGAAACUUUUUCAGGAAAAAGGAAAAAACAUUGAGCCUCGUUUUCCAACAUCUUCCUCAGUUUGUUCUUAAAUGUGUUGUUGAUAAAGGUCCUAAGAAAAAGUCUACGUCAGAUUCACGACGUGUUCUUAAAGCGCAGCACUGUUCUCACCUUUGUGCUCUUGAGUGUGUAGAUUCUGUUCUUACCUAAGAACAAAUCCCACAUAAGAAAGACGAUGUCAGAAUUUUCGUAAAAACUGCGUAAAUGGGUUUUAAGAAGAAAUUUGUUAAGAACGGUUGGUGAAUGAGUCCCAUUCUUCACUUAUAAUGGAAGUUAAUGUAAGAAGGGUUUUGGAGCGUUACUAUUGGUCCAUUUAUCAUUAAAUGUUCACAUGACGUAGUCGGCAGCUGGGGCUGACAAAUUAUGUGG
Molecule: messenger RNA, 7708 nt
Organism: Colossoma macropomum (tambaqui)
Lineage: Eukaryota; Metazoa; Chordata; Actinopteri; Characiformes; Serrasalmidae
Gene: rnf115
Product: ring finger protein 115
Exons: 9
Coding region: 50-985 (311 amino acids)
Biological process (GO): ubiquitin-dependent protein catabolic process; positive regulation of DNA-templated transcription; protein ubiquitination
Cellular component (GO): cytoplasm; nucleoplasm
Molecular function (GO): ubiquitin protein ligase activity
Source: RefSeq, a predicted model, not a curated record